CAUUACACUGUGUGCAUGUAUGUUCGCGAGACGAGUAUACUCCACUAUGGCACACUCAACAGUGGCGUCGCCCUAUAGCAGGGCGGUCGUCAAUGCCAUGCGUCGAUUAUAUCCGGAAGCAUUGGCAGACAAGAGCUUCGACAACACGGGCCUCUUACUGGAAUCACCUUUUGAUCCUCUCCGACGGAAUAUGAACUCGGUCUUGCUCACUGUCGAUCUUACCAAAGCAGUCGCAGACGAAGCGAUUGAGCGCCAAGAUUCCGUCAUCAUCGCAUAUCAUCCCAUCAUCUUCAGAGGUCUCAAGAGCCUUACAUUAGCCGAUACUCAGCAACAGACCCUGCUGCGUCUCGCAGCAGAAGGCAUCAGUGUCUACAGUCCUCACACAGCAGUCGACUGCGCUCGAGGUGGAUUGGGAGAUUGGCUCGCAGACAUCGUCACUGGCACACCCACUAAUGCUUCUGAACUGGAUGACGAUCUCUCCGAAGCUUCACCUGACAAAUCUUCACCGAAGGAAACACCCGCCCAGACAGCGUCGGUCGACGCCGAAGACAAAUCGUCUUCAUUGGAGGUGAAGAGACCAACGUACAUGCUCCAACAUCACCCGUCUCAACUGGAUCUGAACGACCGCGCCCUCAAGAUGGGCGACUCUGGACAUCAACGUUACCCCAUUACCAAGACUUCUGUCUCCGGCCACGAGGGCGCUGGCAUGGGUCGCAUUAUCCGUUUCUCCCAGCCUGUGCCCCUCCUUGAGAUCAUAGAUCGCAUUGGUCUUGGAAUGGGCAGUCCCAAAGGCUUUCCCAUUGCUGUCCCGCAAGGGAAACAGGCGAGCGACAUGAUGAUUAGCAGUAUUGCACUUUGCGCAGGAUCUGGCGGAGGUCUGUUUUCUCAGGCAGAGAAGAAUGGCGAGGAUGUGGAUCUCUACUUUACGGGAGAGUUGUCGCAUCACGAGGCGUUAGCUGCAAUUGAGAAGGGAAAAUGUGUGGUGAUGCUCUUUCACUCGAAUACUGAGAGAGGCUUUUUGCACAGUGUAUUGAAAGGGCAGCUGGAAAGAGCUGUCGGUGAGGAGUGGGAGAAGAUCCGAAGUGAAGAACGAAGCCAGAAGAACUUGAGCGAAGACUAUUUGGAAGUACUCAACGACAGCAGCAGCGAAAUUCAUGUGAGCGAAGUCGACCGGGAUCCUUACGGCAUCAUGAUCUCCAAGGACGAGCUGUGAGGUGGCCGAAAAUUAUAGAAGCGACACCCCCACCCUCAAGCCAGUGGCAUGCCUUAGCAGCAUGCUCGCGAUUACCGAACGCUACUCUCUGCAGUCCAUCCAGAACAUUACUCGUACAAAUACCAAAGGCGAUAGUUUUGGACCACGUACCACAUCUCCUCUCCACGCCGGCGAACUCGACAGACGGUCUUGCGACCAUACGCGAUCAGAUGCAUAGUCUCUCCUGCGUAUACUGAUAGACCUUGAAGAAGAACAUGCUGAUUCUUUCGAUCACUCUGAUAUACUGCCCAUGUCCGCCUGAAACGCCGAGGACCGUAUACGUAUGCAGCCCCCUCGCGUACAGGAGCAAGGAAAAUGCUUUUUGCGAUUGUCGUGUGCU
Sphaerulina musiva SO2202 is the source of this 1592-nucleotide messenger RNA. Its product is annotated as NGG1 interacting factor Nif3. The transcript has 4 exons. The record is from RefSeq and is a predicted model, not a curated record. The coding region runs from base 47 to 1213 and encodes 388 amino acids. Gene Ontology annotation, cellular component: mitochondrion; cytoplasm. NCBI's taxonomy places the organism in Eukaryota, Fungi, Ascomycota, Dothideomycetes, Mycosphaerellales, Mycosphaerellaceae.